CACAAUCGGGUAACUUUAUUUAAUCUUCUUUCUUUUUUUUCUAUUCGACUUUUUGGAAAUGAAAAGCUCAUGAGUUACGGACCUUUAUUUUUGCUUGAGUUGAGGUUGAAGCCGGAAAAAAAGAAAAAACCGGUCGGCGUUGUUCUGCUAUUCGGUCACACCUCAUCCGUACCCCGACAAAUUCUCUACUGUAUAUUUGUAAUAUGUUGUGCUGAUCUGCUUGUUCUCUGUGAUUUGUCGCUACUCGUGCAUUUUCAAAUCUCAAAAGAAUGGAUAUUUGGGGAGACGAGUUGUAAGAUGUUCUACUGCGUUGAAGUGCUCAACAAAUUUCUUAUUCCCCUCGCUUUAGUGCACAUAAGCCGUGCAUCCUACAACAAAAAACUUUUGCAUAAUUAUGAAUUCUGUAAUUUCAAUCCGCCACCAUAUUACGCCUUCAAUUUGAUUGCAUUUCUUGUUGGCUACAUCAUGACUAGCGUCGGCUAUGUCUAUUUCUAUGCAAAUGUACCGAUACUUCUAAAACGACGCUAUUCCAAAAAUGUGACCACCGGACAACGGAUCAAUAGUCAAUCGAUACUUCGUAUUCGUCGCACUGUUACGGCUUUCGUUGUCGUAUAUUUAAUGUGUUGGACACCAUAUUGGAUUCUAUUCUGGUUCCUUUCUAUGGUACACAUCUUGUGGAUGGUAGUAGUAUCGGCGUUUACGCAUCUGCUUCCAUAUAUUGCAUGCACGGCGUAUCCCGUAAUACUGACAGCUAUGAAUAAGGAGAUUCGAAGUGCUCAUUCUUCAAUUAUUGACAGCAAAAAACGUCAACUAUCCACAAUACGACAAGGGGCACUUCAGGUGAGGGACUUUCACCUCCAGUGGGAGAUGUGCCGCAAUGACUGCAAUCUCGCGGUCACGUCGCGGUGUCAUAGACAAGACAAGUCUGAAUUGAAUAGGUUCACGUUUCCGUGA
Molecule: messenger RNA, 954 nt
Organism: Haemonchus placei
Lineage: Eukaryota; Metazoa; Nematoda; Chromadorea; Rhabditida; Trichostrongylidae
Source: the annotation of a GenBank genome assembly